Rhizoctonia solani is the source of this 408-nucleotide messenger RNA. RefSeq lists its product as uncharacterized. The transcript has 2 exons. The record is from RefSeq and is a predicted model, not a curated record. Bases 1 to 408 code for a protein of 135 amino acids. NCBI's taxonomy places the organism in Eukaryota, Fungi, Basidiomycota, Agaricomycetes, Cantharellales, Ceratobasidiaceae.
AUGUCAGAACCCAUCGACAACAUCUCCCGAGAACUCAGUCCUGACUUACCUAUAAUGGAGCCGGAUCAAGAGCAUCCGUCCAUGCGACCCUCUUCACAGCCUUACAAAGCAAACUACAACCGCGCGGUCAAUGAAGGUCUAUUCUUGAUUUCCGAUAUAGAAGCGAAACUCCUUCUCCUCAACAAACCAUUCGUCAUUCCGGGAAAGCCAUCGUUCUCUCUUGCCGCUCCCCCAAAGUGCCCAGCAAUAGGAACGAAGCGACCAAUCGAGGACUUGGCGACAGGCGAAGGCUCUAAAAUUCUAUUGACCAACUCACAAGGUCCCACGCUGGACGACUGUGAGCCAUAUGGGGUUGCCUCGGGAUCCGCUCGCAAACAGAUGAGGACCGCCCAAUCAAUUCCGGAAUAA